Vitrella brassicaformis is the source of this 3185-nucleotide messenger RNA. NCBI's taxonomy places the organism in Eukaryota, Vitrellaceae. The record is from the annotation of a GenBank genome assembly.
CGGUCGAAUAUAAAAUGUAAGCAGCAAUGGAUCUGACACAGACAGACAGACAGACAGACGUGAAGGAAGGGCAACCGACAUGACUCUGUCUGUGGCUCAGCCGGCUGACCGCAUCGCUGAUGGACAUGGUGCGGGGGCCCUUGAAGAUCAGCGAGUCGCUCAGAGGCGCCGCGGCUCGAACGAUCUCAAACGCACUCUGAGUGCACGUAAUCAAUCAAUCAGUCAAUCAACGGCAGGCGGGCAGGAAGGCAACAGACAGACAGACACAGACGCCACACACAAUAGGAUGAUAUAAUAGCAUACGGCACGCAUAGCAUAAUAGGACUGGACUACGUGCCGUGCCGUGCAUGUGUGUUAUGUUGUGCUCGUGGCGUGGCGUGGCGCACGUACCAUGUUGGCCUUCUCGCCCAUCUCGUCAAGCCGAUACGGCCCCUCUCGACAGUAGGCCGGCCCCCACGGCGCGUCGAGGUGGACGGCAGCAAACUUGUGCUCCUCGGUGCCCGCCAGGUCAAAGAAGUCGCCCUGCUCGACACACACACGCUGCGCGACACCUACACACGUGCACAGGGAGGGAGGGAGGGAGGGAGAGACAUGGAUACAUACAUGCAUGCAUCCAUCCAUCCAUCCACCCUUAUUUCCCAUCAGCGUAGCGUGCAGGCAGGCGCACCCACCGUGGACUCUAGCAUUGUGCUUGGCGUGUGCGACGUUGGUGUUGUUGAUGUCGAUCGCCCGCACGUCGAGGCCCGCCGCGGCCAUCGAUGCCGUCUGCCCGCCGACCCCGCAGAAGGCGGCCAAGACCCUCUGGCCGGGGAAGAAGCCAUGGAUGACCGACGAGAUGGCGUCCGCGAUAUACUUGGGCAUCAGAGACUUGCUGCACGCGCAUGUACGUACAUAUGUGGUGGGUAGGUGGGUGGGUGGGGGUGGAAGGGUGGGUAGAACAGGGGACACACAUCAACCAAACCAAUCAAUACACACACAGUGUACUUAGUUAGAGGGCAGAGGCUGCUCUGCUCUGCUCGGCCUUUCUUUCCCUCCCUGUGUGUCCUCACUCCCUCACUCACUGACUCACUCACCGCAUGGCAGCGACGUACUUGACCUGCCUCCACAGCUUGCCCCAUAGCCACUCGUUGGACGUCUGCAGACAGCAGGCGCCAGAAGAGGACAGCCAAGAAAGAAAGACACAAACAAGAGAGAGAGAGAAUGCAUGUGCAGAGCAUACAUACACACAUAUAGGCAUUGAUGCAACAAACAUGGAUGCGAUCAUGCAUGUGUGUAUUGAUCAAUCCAUCCAUCGAGUCAGUCAGUCAUGAUAUACAUUUUGUGUAUGUCUCACUGACUCACAUUGAAGUGCGGACACUCCCGGAUGACGAUAGCCACCCUGCACAGAACCUGGAUGUCACGCGGCCGAGCCUGGUCCCUGGCCACCUCAGCUACGGGCGGCUGCACGACCGAGGGGUCAUGCUUGACGGCUGGCGGGGUUGGCGAGGGGCUUUCCUUAAGCUUGGCCUCCUCCUCCUCCUCCUCCUCCUCGGCGUCGGACACGUCUCGCUGCGUAUUCAUGGACGACGCAGAGAUCAUCUGAAGGAAGGGGGGAUGAACCAACCAACCAACCAACCAGCCAAGGACAUAUAUGCUGAACGAACGGGUGGCUGAUGCGAUGCGCAGCGCAUGUGUGUGAGUGUGACGUGAUUGAUAGGUAGGUACUACGUGGCCUGGCUUGCGUCCACCCCAUGGAAGGCUCCUCCCUUGUAUUUGAAAUUUUUUAAAAUUACUCCUUCGAUUUUUUGAGGGGUUUGGGAGGUUUUAAAAUGUAGAUGGCUGGUUUGGAGGUGGCGAAGUGAAGAGGGUUUAAACGGGUUUUCAAUGGCUAAAACAAGCCUCAAAAGCCUCAAAAUAGCAUUUCCUGCCCCCCCCCCCCCCCAAGGCCGGGACGAGAAGGAUCGAUCUGCACAAACCACACCGCAUACACAUAUGCCAUGAGUGCCCACUGUCAGGGUUCGAACUCCAGUUAGCGCCGUUAGUGGGGCUCGCGGUCAAGCUGGAAAUAAAAUUUCUCCUCGAUUUUUUAUUUAUUUGCGUUGUUUUAAAUAUUUUCCGCCUAUUUGACGGUUUUUACAUAUUUUUCGGCACAUUUGGGACGUUUUAAAAGUUGCCCGAUCAAGGGAGGAGGCUUCCACGGGGUGCCUGCGUCACGUACGUGGGUCGUCUCGCCGACGACCUGGGAGGUGCCACGCUGUGCCGCGAGAAUGGCGCCGCCCAUCGCCUCGUCCCGCUGAACCUGACAAUAGAGAGAUUAAUCCAUUCAUUCAUCGAUGGAUGCAUCGAUGGAUGAAUGAGUCCUUGUUGUGUGCUUUCAUUAAGCUUGGCCCUGUUUGGCGUGCCCAAACCCCCCGACCUUGACCUCAGGUCUGCAUAAAAGGUAGACACAUCACACAGACACACACACACAUAUACAAACACAGGAUUCAUUCAUCAGUGGGUUGGCUGUGGGGCCUUCAGGUCCAUCUCCCUUCGGUCCGGACUCCCGCGGUUGCAAUGGUUGCUAUGAUCGCGGAGGCCGCGUUUCCUGUCAUACCCCAACAAUUUGCAAUGCAUGCGCUUCAUAUUGCGCAUGCCUCUGACCUUCUUGAAGCGCCGUGUUGGUGGCGUUUCCAUUCCUUCAAAAGCAGCAGCUGGAGGCUGUUGCGGUGCGGAACGGUCCUGCAAAGCCAAUGCACACAGCCAUCAUUGCAAACAAUACUCUUCACCCUCAGUUGACCUGAAGCAGCACACCAGGAGGAAGAGCGGCCGCGGGCAGGGCAAUGACGCCAGCCCACAUGCCGUCUCGCCGUCUCGCUUUUCUCGCCACUUUUUUUGUCUCACCAGGCGAAUCAGUUGCAGAUGGGAACGCGUUCGUGGUGGUGUGAUCUGGGCGCAGGCAUCCACAGCCAGCUUGCCCUGACGAUUGGUGCGCCCCAAGAGCCCAAAUGCAGUUUUGUCCGCUUACUAUUGAUGGCCACUGCAGGGGAGUUGAGAAGCCCUUCGAACAUCAUCAGGCGCUUCUCGUACUCUAGCAACAACUUGUCCUUGUCCGCAAGCCACCCCGCCAGCAGGUCAUCCUUCUCGAAUGAAUCCUUCUCUGCAUUCCGCCCCUCGCCGGUGCCGUCCUCGCCAUCGUCCCGUCGAUGUGAACCCCGGCGCACCAU